This is a messenger RNA of Zasmidium cellare ATCC 36951, 810 nucleotides long. RefSeq lists its product as uncharacterized. Lineage: Eukaryota; Fungi; Ascomycota; Dothideomycetes; Mycosphaerellales; Mycosphaerellaceae. Gene Ontology annotation, cellular component: peroxisomal matrix. Bases 1 to 810 code for a protein of 269 amino acids. The transcript is spliced from 2 exons. The record is from RefSeq and is a predicted model, not a curated record. Gene Ontology annotation, biological process: fatty acid beta-oxidation.
AUGUCGGUCGAUCUCGAGUACAGCGGGCACGUAGCCAUAAUCACCAUCAACAAUCCCAAACAGCUGGGUGCAUUGACCCGUGACAUGAUGGCACAGCUGGGCCACCAUAUGCGCGAAGCUGCAGAAAACAAAGACGUGUACAUCACGCUUUUGUCGGGGAAAGGUCGUUUCUUCUCGUCUGGAGCCGAUAUUCACGAAGAUCGAGAGCCCUCUGCAAACGAAGAUCGGCGGCGUCAUUAUGUCCAGCACUUCGCAGGUCUGCUCGAUAUUGCUCAAACCUUCUACACUCACAGCAACAUCUUGGUAACUGCAUUGAACGGCCCGGUCGUUGGUCUCACAUCAGCGCUGGUCUCACAUUCGGACUUUAUCUAUGCAGCACCUCACACGUAUCUCAUGGCGCCUUUCAACUCCAUCGGCAUCGUUGUCGAAGGCGCUGCGACACGAUCCAUGGUCAAUCGAAUGGGAGCUGGCUUGGCCAAGGAGGCUUUACUGAUGGCCAGGAAGAUCACGAUUGAGCAGCUCCUCGCAAGUGGUUUCGCCAACGGAACAUUCGAGAUUGAUGCUUCCGGAAAGGAUGAUGAGAAGUUCAAGAAUAUCGUACUAAAGCAGAUCUGCGAAGAGAGGUUGGGCAACCAUCUCAGCUCCUGGAGCAUGCUGAGGACUAAAAAGGUCAUGUCGAGAGUGGACGAGAUUGCGUAUGAUGCGCAAGUUGUUCGUGAGUUGGUUGGGGGUGUUGAGGCCUUUGAGCGCGGAUAUCCCCAAGAGCAAUUCAAGAAAUUGCAGAGAGGAGAGAAGAAGCACAAAUUGUAG